CUCUAACUUGCUCAUCCAACUGUCUCAAUUAUGAUGACUCCACGCAAACAAACACUAACAACAUCAUCUUCAUAGGGCGCUUGGAAUGCUGGGAUAUUCAAAUGAUUUUCGCUCACUUUUUACUGGACGCAAAUGUUGUGCAGCGCCGCACAAACCUUAACGCCCACAAUUGUGGAUAUUAUUUUUGAAGACUUUUCUACAACGCCUUUUAACAGUCCUGUAGUAUCACCCGAGGGUAAAUUAAGAAAUGUGAAUCGGUCCCCUUUAUUUAUAUUACGGGAAAAACCUAAGAAAAACUACAGCCGUGAAUUUAGAGAAAAGGCAAAAUUGGCUCUUUUAUAUGAUCCUACGCCAGAAAGAAAAGCUUCAGAUCGAGGUUCUGACGAUAUCGAGAAAAAGGACACUUACAACGUAAAUCAAAAUAAGUUGUUUUUAAAAUUUGUGAAGAGACAACAUUUAAGUUAACGAUUCUUCCCAGCUUCUUUGGCAUGUAGUAGCUGUUUCGCUAGCGAUCUAGAGAAAUGUUUAAAAACUGUCCUUGGAUUUUCGAAAUAUUAAAUGCCG
Glossina fuscipes is the source of this 564-nucleotide messenger RNA. RefSeq lists its product as uncharacterized. NCBI's taxonomy places the organism in Eukaryota, Metazoa, Arthropoda, Insecta, Diptera, Glossinidae. Bases 133 to 465 code for a protein of 110 amino acids. The record is from RefSeq and is a predicted model, not a curated record. The transcript has 2 exons.